This is a messenger RNA of Yamadazyma tenuis ATCC 10573, 1792 nucleotides long. It is a transcript of the gene GPD1, whose product is annotated as glycerol-3-phosphate dehydrogenase (NAD(+)). Lineage: Eukaryota; Fungi; Ascomycota; Pichiomycetes; Serinales; Debaryomycetaceae. Gene Ontology annotation, molecular function: glycerol-3-phosphate dehydrogenase [NAD(P)+] activity; NAD binding; protein homodimerization activity. Gene Ontology annotation, biological process: carbohydrate metabolic process; glycerol-3-phosphate catabolic process. The record is from RefSeq and is a predicted model, not a curated record. Gene Ontology annotation, cellular component: nucleus; glycerol-3-phosphate dehydrogenase (FAD) complex; cytosol.
AUCGAAGCGGUAUAUCUUCACAUCUACUGUCUAUUCUAUUUGUGUUAACUCCCAUCAUGUCUACUCCUAGUGAAAGAUUGUUACACUUGUCCCAGAUUUUGUCUGGCUCGUCUUUAGCUGUCAACCGAGUUUCUGGCCACAAACUGCUCAGUCCUGAGCAUCCUUUUAGGAUUGCUGUCAUCGGGUCUGGUAACUGGGGAACCACUAUCGCCAAGAUCGUGGCCGAAAAUGCUCAAUCCAGACCUCACUUGUUCCACCACCACGUCAAGAUGUGGGUUUUUGAAGAACAGAUCAAUGGUGAAAAAUUGACUCAAAUCAUUAACACUAAGCACGAAAACGUCAAAUACCUUCCUGGAGUCACAUUACCUUCAAACUUGAAAGCCGUCCCCAGUAUUGUCGAGGCCGCCAAGGAUGCUGACUUGUUGGUGUUCAACUUGCCCCACCAGUUUUUGCACAACAUUUGCAAACAAUUAAAGGGAAACAUCAAGCCCGAUGCGAGGGCCAUUUCUUGUCUUAAGGGGUUGGAAGUCACCCCCGAAGGCUGCAAAUUGUUGAGCACAUACAUCACCGAACAUUUGGGAAUCCAGUGUGGUUCUUUGUCAGGAGCAAACUUGGCCCCUGAGGUUGCCAGAGGUAAAUGGUCUGAAACCACUGUUGCCUACAAGCUUCCUGAAGACUUUAAAGGUGAGGGCCGUGAUAUUGACCAUUAUGUGUUGAAGGCGAUUUUCCACAGAUCAUACUUCCAUGUGAACGUCAUUGACGACGUUGCCGGUGUUUCUGUUGCCGGUGCAUUGAAGAAUAUUGUUGCUCUUGCGGUUGGGUUUGUAGAAGGUUUGGGCUGGGGUGACAAUGCGAAGGCUGCUAUCAUGAGAGUUGGGUUGUUGGAAAUCAUCAAAUUCUCCGAGACCUUUUUCCCCGAGUCGCAGGCCAGAACCUUCACGGCAGAGAGUGCCGGUGUGGCGGAUUUGAUCACCACUUGUGCUGGUGGUAGAAAUGUCAAGGUUGGACGCUAUAUGGCCGAAACGGGAGAAUCUGCUGAAACGGCUGAAAAAACCUUGUUAAACGGACAGUCUUCCCAAGGUAUCAUUACUGCUAAAGAGGUCCAUGAGUUGUUAACCAAUGUCAAUAAAUUGGACGAAUUCCCCUUAUUCGAAGCCACCUACCAGAUUAUUUUCGGUUCUGAGAGCAUUGAGAACUUGCCCUUGUUGUUGGAAAACAAAUAGACUGAUAGAAUGUGUAUAUUACAUAAACUCAUAGAUGUAUAUAUCCCGAGCUGUUCAUUUUGGUUGUUUUACGUCAACUUUGUUCGUUUUAUGGUACCUUCUGUUUCUUCACCAUGUCUUUUGGAAUGCUUCUGCCGAUACUUGAUCAUAAACUUAUCCAUAUAGCUACCGGUGAACUCUUUAACUUGCUUGAGCUUGCUCUUCUCGAAAUCGGCCGGUGGCUCUCGUGUGGCGUCCUUGUUCAUUUCCUUCAUCACCAAUACCUUGACCAUUUCUCUGGCACACUGCUUGACGUUGUCUUUGCCAAUUUCUUCUGUGUGCUUCUUGAUCAAGUUCGGCACAUACUUGGCAAACAAAGAGCUCCACCGCUUUUCCACACUCGACGUGGUACCAGAGCUCUUGGAUCCUUUGACUUUGGACUUGGCCUUGGCUCUGGCACGGGCUUUAUCGGUGAGUUCUUGUUUCAAUCUCAAGUCCAUUGCUUUCCUUUCUUCAGCUUCACGCUGUGACUGGAGAAUCAACUCUUGCAAAGACUUUUGCUUAUUUAGAUUUUGUUGCCAGAGCAUUUG